This is a messenger RNA of Xylaria bambusicola, 2179 nucleotides long. RefSeq lists its product as uncharacterized. Gene Ontology annotation, molecular function: protein binding. The coding region runs from base 228 to 1895 and encodes 555 amino acids. NCBI's taxonomy places the organism in Eukaryota, Fungi, Ascomycota, Sordariomycetes, Xylariales, Xylariaceae. The record is from RefSeq and is a predicted model, not a curated record. The transcript is spliced from 3 exons. Gene Ontology annotation, cellular component: nucleus.
UCCCCACAUCAUUUGUGCGCUGCAUCGCAAAAUGAUGGGUAACAGGCUCGAAUUACUUCAUUUCCAUGAGGACUAAUAGCGACAGGAAUGAUCAAGAAUAGUGCAAACGGCAGAAUUGCCGACAAUACAGAAAGUAGUUUACGCUUCUUUGUCGACGCUGCCUGAGCAACACUUUGAACAUAGCCUGAUCUACGAGCUGGCUGGCCUCGCCAAGUCAACGACAAACGAUGCCCCUGCUCCCAGAAGGGCUCACUCUCAAAGGCGCAGUUGCCGAACCACGUGGUCGCGGCAUCGCAGCCUCGCGCACUUUCCAGCCAGGCGAGAUAAUCGCGACAUUCAGCUCACCGAGCAUCGCGAUCCCGGACAGUCCUCACCUGUCCACCACAUGCAGCGGGUGUCUGUUGCCAUCUAGUCAAGAGGGGCAAUCUCCUUCUACGUCACAGCCCCUGAGAUCUGUGAAGGCAUGCACAGGCUGUCGAACCGUAGCUUACUGUUCCGCAGCAUGUCAGAAGCUGGACUGGACGACAGGCGGUCACAAGGCCGAAUGCAAGGUCUUCAAGCGCGUGCGGGCUGAAGGUCACGAUUUCUUACCCACCCCUGUGCGUGCGCUCGUGCAGGCUCUCUUACGGCCCGAGAUAAGCGCCGCCUUCGAAGAGAUGGAAGGGCACGUUGAUAGGUUCCGUCGAGAUUCUGGCAAGCUGUGGUCUGAUAUGGAGCUUCAGGCGAUGGCAGCACUGCAUUAUCUAGGCCGUGAGACGAACGCUAAGAGUCUAGCAGAGGCAAUGGAGAUACUGUGCAAGUCACACGUGAAUUCAUUCAACCGUCUAGACGAAGAUGUUGGGCAAACGGGACUCUUCAUGAACCCAGCACUCGCAAUGAUCAACCACUCAUGUACACCAAAUGCGUAUGUGCAGUUUAUUGGCCGAAAAGCUGUGCUUCACGCAUACCAAGACAUAAAAAAAGGUGAAGAGAUUGAGAUAUCCUACAUCGACCGCAACCUUCAUCUUUCCCAUCGCCAGGAAGCCCUCAGGACGCGCUAUCACUUCACAUGUACAUGCCCGUGCUGUAAAGAUGAUAUGGACGUGUACCAAGUCUGUCGGGCCUAUCCGCAUCUGCGCCUGAACAGCCUCAGUCUAGCACCCGACAUUCAAAAAGCACAUGAUCCUCAGGUUCCUAGUCUCGACAAGAAAGGCUUGUUGAGCGCCACCGUGGAGGAAAUAGAGUCCUGGUGUUCAACAUCUCUCUUCGGUCUCAGUCCGCAUGAAAAGCAGAAACAGCUACGCCGGCGCUGGACAGCCUGCAAACCUCUCCGCGACGCCCACGCCCACGCCUACGCCCUAGAGCCACUACCGCACGUCCUCGCGGAAGCAAGCAUGUACUUUGGGGAGCAAGGCAAUUUCGCGUAUAGCCUAUGCAUAUCGAGUUUCCUCGCAUCGCAAACAGAGCCCUACAAAGAGGCCGCGCCGUUUGCGCCGCAGCGAGUAAAAGGGGUCUUCAUGGUCGCAAAACUGCUCGCGAACACCGCGCCGGCAGACCUGAGCCCUGGUGCUAAAAAAGAUUCAUUGGUUUCAAGCAAGAGUCUCUUGGGAAGAAUCUCCACGGCGUUAGGGAAGAUAGACCAAGCAACGAUGUGUCAGGUCCUCCUCGAGAUGGUCGUGUACUACGCCCCUGCGGCGCAUUCGAAGGAAUGGGCCGUAUUCCACGAGGCGAAGGAUUUGCUGGGUGAUAUCGAGGUGCUGCAGGGGCGAGAGAUGGAGGACGCGCUCGUCAAAGCAUUCAUGCGGAAUCCGAACGGGGUCGACGAGAGACGGUUUUUCAACCAAGCUGUGCUUCACCCGCUUCAAGAGUUAUCUGCAUUUUGUUUUGAUAUAGUGGAUAGCGAAUUUGGUUCCUAGCAAUUGGAACCUACGUCAUAUUCGUCACUACAGAAUAUGACCUCCUAAAGCCACGAGAGACGAGAAGGUCCUCUACGGAACUCGCGAUAUCUUUUUCCGAGUUUCUACAAAUCAUCAUGAAUUCAUAUCUACAGACAAAGCUAGCAUCAAGAGGAAUAGAUAUAUGUCACUUGCAUACUAAUUUGCUAGAUACAAGCAAGCUCACCUCUGUCAAGUUCAGGAGGAUAACGUGCCUGUUCAUGUGUCAUGGCCCUCAUGUGGACUGCAAUACCUGGUAGAGCUGU